Marmota flaviventris (yellow-bellied marmot) is the source of this 1149-nucleotide messenger RNA. RefSeq names its product glucose-6-phosphatase catalytic subunit 1 (gene G6pc1). Gene Ontology annotation, molecular function: glucose-6-phosphatase activity. The record is from RefSeq and is a predicted model, not a curated record. Gene Ontology annotation, cellular component: membrane. NCBI's taxonomy places the organism in Eukaryota, Metazoa, Chordata, Mammalia, Rodentia, Sciuridae. Gene Ontology annotation, biological process: glucose 6-phosphate metabolic process; gluconeogenesis.
AGAGCAAUCACCACCAAGCCUGAACCAACUGCACAGGCUCUGCUGACAGCUUCCUAAGGUGCCAGGGGAAUGAGGAUGGAGGAAGGAAUGAAUGCUCUCCAUGACUUUGGGAUCCAGUCAACUCGCUACCUCCAGGUGAAUUACCAAGACUCCCAGGACUGGUUCAUCUUAGUGUCUGUGAUCGCUGACCUCAGGAAUGCCUUCUAUGUCCUUUUCCCCAUCUGGUUCCAUCUUCGAGAAAGCGUGGGCAUCAAACUCCUCUGGGUUGCUGUGAUUGGAGACUGGCUCAACCUCGUCUUUAAGUGGAUUCUCUUUGGACAGCGCCCGUACUGGUGGGUCCUGGACACCGACUACUACAGCAACACCUCUGUACCACUGAUCAAGCAGUUCCCUGUCACCUGUGAGACUGGACCAGGAAGUCCUUCUGGCCAUGCCAUGGGUACAGCCGGUGUAUACUAUGUGAUGGUCACAUCUACCCUCUCUAUCUUUCGCGGAAAGGAAAAGCCAACAUACAGAUUUCGGUGCUUGAACGUCAUUUUGUGGUUGGGAUUCUGGGCUGUGCAACUGAAUGUCUGUCUGUCACGAAUCUACCUUGCUGCUCAUUUCCCCCACCAGGUUGUUGCGGGAGUCUUAUCAGGCAUUGCUGUUGCUGAAACUUUCCACCACAUCCGGAGCAUCUACAAUGCCAGUCUCAAGAAAUAUUUUCUCAUUACCUUCUUCCUGUUCAGCUUCGCCAUUGGAUUUUACUUGGUGCUAAAGGGGCUGGGGGUGGACCUCCUGUGGACUCUGGAGAAAGCCAAGAGAUGGUGUGAGAGGCCAGAAUGGGUCCAUAUUGACACUACGCCCUUUGCCAGCCUGCUCAAGAACCUGGGGACCCUCUUUGGCCUGGGCCUGGCUCUCAACUCCAGCAUGUAUAGGGAGAGCUGCAGGGGGAGUCUCAGCAAGUGGCUCCCUUUCCGCCUCAGCUGCAUCAUGACCUCCCUCAUCCUCCUGCAUCUCUUUGACUCUCUGAAACCCCCAUCCCAAAUUGAGCUGAUCUUCUAUGUAUUGUCCUUCUGCAAGAGUAUGACAGUGCCCUUGGCCUCUGUCAGUCUCAUUCCCUACUGCAUCACGCGCAUCCUGGGCCAAUCACACAAGAAGUCUUUGUAA